AUUGUAUUCAUAUUUGAAAUAUCCAGGUUCCUUAUGUCUUCAAACGUUACUAUGCAGUUUCGUGAUAUACCUUUGCUUAAUACCUAGGUAGAAUACGACCCGAUUGAACUCGUUCCUAGUCUCUAAUACAUACGAAACCAAAUCUGUAGUGAGAAAUAGAUAUAAUUCGGAGAACCUCUGCCCACUACGACCAGUGAGUAACUAGUGAGGAAAACCCCAAUCCGGAAUCAAGUGUUGUGCCUGUGCGAGUGUCUGCUCACUGACGUGCACACACACAUACACACUGAGGCGGCUAGUGUCAGUCAGGAUACUAACCAUGUCACCAGGAGUAGCUCAAACCUUGGAUUUGACGAGACAAUUAUGGGUUGCGGCAGUGCUGGUAUUCGUCUUCUGUAUAAUGUCUCCGUUCGCUAGCGUAGUAGAAGCAGCUUGUAACGUAGGAAAAGCAGAAACAUGCGCACUAGACCUGCAGGCUUUAAGUGAUGAAGUGUUCUCAUCAAAUAUCAUUACGGCUAAAACCGAGGAACUAUGUAGAGUAUCACUGUUGAACAGCAGUCACAUACAAUGUUACAAUACCAACAUGGACCAAUGUGGAGAAAACCAGUUCCAAUAUGUCAGACUGCAGUAUCAGGAAACACAGACAGACGUGGACAAUAUCUGUACUGGAGUUUGUCCCGAUUACCAAGGACUUUCCUGUCUGCACGAAUAUGAUUGAAAGAAACAUUAUUCUACAAAAUACAAAAGAGUAUGAGAAUUUCUGCAGCACAUUCAACGAGAGUCUAAAGUGCGCAAAUUCAGUGCUGGAUAGCUGUCAGUUUGAGCAGCAAUUCUACCUGUCACUCCUAGAACCGGAAAUAGUGUUGGCAUGGCAACAGUUCUGUAAAACGGGUUGUUCUACAUUGGACUUAACCGUUGCUGCAAUAGAAGCCUGCCUCAUUCACAUUGAGGAUAUGUCCGAUACUUCAAGGCACUGCGAGUCGCAUUGGAGGUUAAAGUCUUGUCUACAGACGCACUCAUUUUGUCCCGAGUUUAUGCAGCUCCUCAAAAUCUUCAGGUCAUCCUAUAGCUAUGAAACGUUGGAUAUACAAUGCACUACCACUACUACAACCACAACUACUACAACCACAACACCGCCACCUACCACAACUACGACGACACCGACAACUACCACUACACCUACUACGACACCAACAACAACAACCACACCUACUACGACACCAACAACAACAACCACACCUACUACGACACCAACAACCACACCGACAACUACUACACAAGCAUUGCCCCCAAUAGACAUAGAAACCUGUGGUGCUGAUAGUUUAUGGAAACUUUCCUCGAUGGAUGAUCACAAUUUUGAACCUGAGGUCCUUGCAGACGCAAUAACGGCCGCUACUUGUCUAUGCCACACCGUGUCGGAGAUGUGUAAAUUAUUUCGUGUGAUGCACAACAUGCCUAAACCAUUACACCUAUUUUGUAAUUCCGCGGCCGCACGGACAUGUGCGCGUUCAGGACCGACUACGGCAGGGUUGGACCAAACGUUACUCCUGAUGAAGAGUGAGUGCAGUAGGGACGUGGCCAAGAUUGAAGAAAAAUCGGAUUGUACGGGUCACAAUUACGGCAUCAUACCGUGCAACGCAGGAAACACAAACAGGGCGUUUUCAUUGGUCAUCCUGACUUUCCUGUUUAUAAUACAUACGAGUUUAUGAGUGUGUAGUGAACAAGAUAUAUACGUAUUGCAUUCCACGAAAGGAUCCGGGAAGUUGAACCGAUACCAAUGUGUGACGCUGUAUGGAUCUAAUAUUAGUGAGCGGAAAUCGGCCGGACUCAUCUCUACUCCGCGGUCAGUCUUCGUCACUAAAUUCGUUAAAAGGGACACAGGAAGAGUGCAAUGGAGGGACUAAUAGAAUCUUCUUUCACUCCUUUAGGGUGAUAUGGGGAUCUCAACCCGAGGGGAGUGGAUAGUAGGGGUAUCAUAAAGUUAACAAAUACGAUGUUUGCAGAAGAUGCUUUUCUUACCAUUUUUGUAUAUUAACUAAAAUUAAUCAUUUUAAUAUUCGUUACGUUUGUCAGAAUGUACAUUGUCUUACAAUGUCUCUUUGAUAUUCUAGGUCGAUUGUACUGAGAGUAGAUGAUACCUUAUUGGUUAGAUAGAGACUUUUUAGUAUUAAUUGAGAUAUACUGUUUAUUGCAAAGUUAUUUUUAAUGUAACAGUGUUUUGGUAUCAGCAUGCUGUAAUGGGUUAAAAUGUUAACACCACAAUCAGAAUCAUGAAUCUGUUGAUAUGAUACUAUGUUUUCUAGAUAUGUAUUCUGACUGGAAUACAUAUGUGUAUUAUAUUGACAACAAUAUUGUUUAUAGAGAUAAACGCUGAUGUUGACAAUAUUUUCUUAUUAAGUAUAUAUUAGAAUAUGAAUGAUUAAGAAAUGUUUUUACUUAAUUGUGUAAAUGCAACAGUUACACACCUUAGCAAAGAAAAUAAAACCAUAUAUUUAUGUUGCCAUACGAAAAUAUCUUUCAGCAUGGUUUUUGUUGGUGUGUGCCUGUAGAUCUAAAGCUAACGUGAACACGUGUUAGUUUAGAAAAAAAAGUUUAAUCGUACACAAACGUAAUCACAACAAACUUAUCCAUUACAUUUGAUUAUAAUACGUGAUGUGAAGUAAAGCUGUUGCAUUCCAGCUACUAUCCUUAUAGUUUAUUCAAUUCAUAUAAAAGAACAAAAGUAGUAAAUUAUGUAUGUACAUAAUAUAGAUAAUUAGGAGAUUGGUUACAACCAUCAGUGUCAAUAUCCAGGCGACAUUACCAAAACUGUAAUUUAUAAUUAUAGCUUUUUGAUAAGGUCGUCACGUGAUUUUAUUAACCUGAAAAAAUAUCAUCCGAGGACAAAGUCCGAGGUUGAUAUUUUCUUCAUUUUAAUAAAACCGUGAAUUAACUCUGAAAACAAAAGGCUAUAAUAGUUUUAUUAUAAUAGCAGUUUUAGACUGAUUUGUGAUCAUUUGUAAAUAUUUAAUCAUAUCAUUUAAAUACCACACACUUUAAGUAAAUCAAAGUAAACCAAUACAUUAAGAUGCUUUCAGUACACUAAUUCUUCGAUAAUUUGAUAUUCUAACAAUCAAAGUUAUUGAUUGUUAUGUUUCAACAGGAUAUUUGACACUGUUGGAAAUACCAAGGGGAAGUAAUUCAUAAUAAAUCUAUUUUAAGAAACAUCCAGUGAACGGCCGGUUGAUAUGAUAUGAUUAUUAUUGGAAUCAUACAUACAUACAUACAUUUGUUAUAUAUCAGGAGUCUCGUUAUCAUAAGUAUUAGCAAUUUUGUAAUAAUUUUAGAUACUUAUUAUUCUUGCCUAGAAAUAUGACAGGGUGUUUGUUUCGAAAAACAAUCUUGUUUUAUUCGAAAGGCAAUGCUCUUUAUGAGUUCAUGUGUACUUUUCUUGACGAUAUAUGUGUAUUUCGGUUGAUGUGGUGUCCACACUAACAAAAAGAACAGAAACAAAGCCUCACACAUUAACAAUAGAACGGUGGUUGAACAUAAAUCUAGUUCAGAUUGUUCUUACCUGUGUAUUUAUGUGUAACUACCUGAUAAAAAAAACUUCUGUCGUCAUAAAUGGGUUUGAGGUAGCUAAAGAUCAUAUCAUAAGACCAUAAUAAAGAUAUCAAUGCAUAGGUAAUGGCAUCCAUUACUUAUAUGAAUUCCAUCUGAUUGUCUUAGGGUUGAAUAGUGAUAAUGUAAUCCAUACAUGUUUUAAUAGCAAGAUUUCAUUCAUGUAGUAUAUUAUUCAGCAGAUUCAAAAUCUGUAGAAUGACAGUUUCAUUUGGAUUAACAAACCUAUUAAGAUAGAAGGGACAUAUGCCUGGGACAUAAUUACUAAUUAUGUCUCUUCUACCUAUGACGUAACAAGUACUUAUACGAUGUAUGACGUCAUAUAUUCCUUAGUUACUCUGUACUGAGGAGCAGCAAGGCUGCAAAGCGCUUUACAUUAUGUAACCAAAUUGUCCGCGUGUCAAUAAUAUUUUUGUAUAUAUAAAGUGUUUUCGUUUUUUUUUUGUUUUUUUUUUAAGUUAGUCCCCAUCGCGGAGGGAAGGUGGGCUAUAACUGGUGUGGCGAGGCGGAGUGUCAUCUAUCGAAUGUAGUUCAUUCUGUCCUAAGUUUUGAUAUUUGGCCAACUUAAAGCAUGUUUGUCCGGGCUUUAUCUCCUGUACUUAACACAUGGGGUAUGAGUUCACCUACGUAAGGCGUUUUAGAAUGUAACAAAAGAAGGUCACUCUGACCUACAUUUUUACCUUUGACUAGCAUAAAAGGAAUACUUUGGGUAUGGGUUCACCUGCGUGAGAGGUAUAAUUUAUCAUCUGUGCAUUCUUGGCAUCUAAUGUCACAUCCGGUGGGGACUGUAAUCCAACGAAUUGUAUUAUUUUACAUAAGAACGUCACUAUGACAUUUGUUUGAACUUUUGCCAAACUAAAAGGAAAAGUUCGGGCUGUACAACCUACAGUACUUGUCACUGGAACUUCAUAUUUUGGGUAUGGAUUCUACUCAUUUAUUACGAAUUGAGUAGUUGUGUAUUCUUUGCAUAUAAUUGCGCAUCUGGUGGGGUAUUGCAAUUCGUCAAAUUGUCUUGUUUUAUUUAACCUUCAGAAAAAAAAUCAAUAUUUUAAUUAAGUAUUAUAUUGAAAAGUAAAUAUGACAAAUCAGAUGUAGCAUUUAAGUUAAGAUGAAUUUGUAAUUUUUGAUUAAUUACAUUAAAACUGACGAUAGGAAAUAAUUUUUGUGAGUGUGGUUCCGCACAUAUUAAAUAAUCUGAACUGAUGUAAAAGAAUAUUAACAAGAAUAUUUCACAAAAGUGAACAUUUUGAUUAUAUAUGUAUAUUAGGUUCACUGUGUAAUAUUGAUAAAAAGAUGAAAACAUAAACAAGGUUUGAUAAAUACAAAAUUACAGCUCAGUUGAUUAGAAAAUCAUACAGCAUUCUAUAAAACCAAGAAAAUGGGCUAUCUUAAGUGUACCCGGUACUCGUCGGGCUAUCAAAUAUAAAACAUUGUAUCUAGUGACUUAUUGAGAGUUAUUGUAAUACCAUUGCUAGAAUUUGGCCAUGGUGACAUCAGUUAUAUCUCUACAAUGCAUAUCGAGACUUGUUUAUAUUACUGGUGACUGUCUUUAAAAAGCAACCUUUUACCAUUGGCAAAACAAUAACAUGGCAGUUUAAGAAAAUUAUUUUGGAAUUUUUAAGCAAAAUGUUUGAAUAAAUACGUUUUAUGAUA
This is a messenger RNA of Pecten maximus, 5250 nucleotides long. Its product is annotated as cell wall integrity and stress response component 4-like. Bases 612 to 1706 code for a protein of 364 amino acids. NCBI's taxonomy places the organism in Eukaryota, Metazoa, Mollusca, Bivalvia, Pectinida, Pectinidae. The transcript is spliced from 11 exons. The record is from RefSeq and is a predicted model, not a curated record.